AGGUAUUUGCCUCUCUUUUUUCAUAAACUCGUUUUUUAAAUAUAUUUUUGUUGUUCAAACAAUGAAAUUAGGCAAUUCUGAAGGUAUAGAUCAUAGAAGAAUGGCAGAUCUGUUCUUGAAACAAGCAAAACAAUACUGGAAGACUCGCCCAGGUUAUCCACAACAACUCUUUGAUUUCAUCGCCUCCAAGACGCCCUGCCAUGACUUCGUUUGGGACGUUGGCACUGGCAGCGGUCAGGCUGCCGUCUCCCUUGCAAGCAUGUACAAGAGUGUAAUGGGCACAGAUACAAGCAAAAAUCAACUAGAAUUUGCCCCAAAGAUUCCCAACGUUCGUUACAAAUGUACUUCUCCCAAUAUUUCCAUGUUUGAAUUAGAAGAGAAGAUUGGGAUAGAGUCGAGUGUCGAUUUAGUUACAGUAGCUUCAGCGCUCCAUUGGUUUGAUCACGACGCCUUUUACAGUCAAGUCAAAUGGAUACUAAAGAAACCGAAUGGUGUAUUCGCAGCAUGGUGCUACACUGAUCCGAAAAUUGAUGACGAAUUCGAUCGUGUGUUCAAAAAAUUUUACGUAGAAUCAAAACCUUAUUGGGAAAAGGCACGUGGAUUUGUGGAUGACAAGUAUAGUAGCAUCAAAUUUCCAUUUGAUCCAGUGGAUGGAUGUGAUCACACCGGUCCGUUUGAGUUUGAAACGAAGCAGAUGAUGAAUUUGGAUGGGUUCUUUAUGUACAUUAGGUCAUGGUCAGCGUACCAAACGGCAAAAGACAAGGGUGUGGAGUUGCUGAGCGAUCGUGUGAUUGAGGAAUUCAGAAAUGCUUGGAAGGAAGACACAAAUGUAGAAAAGUGCGUCACGUAUCCAAUUUAUCUAAGGAUUGGGAAAGCUGAAGACACGGUUAAACAGGCCAUAUGAUUUGCAUGUUAAGUCAGUGAUAUGAACAAUAAUUAGUGAAGUAUCUCACAACUGGUAUGAUGUAUUCUGGUAAGGGGUGAUUGUCUUUUGUA
Helianthus annuus (common sunflower) is the source of this 996-nucleotide messenger RNA. RefSeq names its product putative methyltransferase DDB_G0268948. Gene Ontology annotation, molecular function: S-adenosylmethionine-dependent methyltransferase activity. The transcript has 2 exons. The record is from RefSeq and is a predicted model, not a curated record. Bases 62 to 904 code for a protein of 280 amino acids. Lineage: Eukaryota; Viridiplantae; Streptophyta; Magnoliopsida; Asterales; Asteraceae.